Messenger RNA from Linum tenue, 480 nucleotides. NCBI's taxonomy places the organism in Eukaryota, Viridiplantae, Streptophyta, Magnoliopsida, Malpighiales, Linaceae. The record is from the annotation of a GenBank genome assembly.
AGUAUAAAUUGGCACUAGGGUUUGGAAUCACAGAGUUUCUCGUUUUCCUUUCCUUUGGCAGCCGCAAGUAGCUUGAAGGUAAAACCCCUACUCCUCCAAUCCUGUCGCUUGAUCGUUCAAUCAGCUCUUCGGAUUUCUAACUCCACAGGUUCUGUUGCUUUCUUUCUCCGGUAGGAAAUGGCUCCCGCCGCGAAGAGUGGUUUGGCCGUCGGUCUGAACAAGGGGCACAUCGUCACCAAGCGGGAUUUGCCGCCCCGUCCAUCUGACAGAAAGGGGAAAACAAGCAAGAGGGUUCAUUUGGUGAGGAACCUUAUCAGGGAAGUUGCUGGAUUCGCACCGUACGAUAAGAGGAUCACUGUGCUUUUGAAGGUCGGUAAGGACAAGAGAGCGUUGAAGCUGGCCAAGAGAAAGCCCAGAACCCACAAGAGGGCCAAGAAGAAGAGAGAGGAGAUGUCCACCGCACUCCGCAAGAUGAGGUGA